GAAAUGUUGCUCAGCUGAAGAUGGUCAGAGGACUUCACUAAAUUCGGAGAGUAAUUUCGCCGACCUUAGUGAAGUCGCCGGAAUGUGGCGGCACCGGCGGGAAAGUGCAACUGCGAGUGUGUUAAAAAAAGAAAAGAAAAAAAAAGGGAGGGGUUACAAAUCCACUGCCACGUGUUGACUUCAAACUGACUUCUCCAUUCGCUUUUCCUACUCAUUUACGCACCCAAAGGCCAAAACCACCAUCUCCGAUCUCAAAUUCUCCGACGAGUCAAAACCCAAAUGGACCCAGCCGCACCCGAAUCCCAAUCCCUAACCCUCUCGACCGAUCCCCUAAGCGACCAGUUCUCCUCCCUCAACGACCUCGCCCACGAGCUCGCCUCCCUCCAGGACCUCGCCACCCGCGGCUCCUGGCGCUCCAUUCUCGACAAGGUCGCCGUCGCCCGAGCCCAGUCCCUCCUCAACAAGCCCCACGACCACCUCGUCUACUUCACCUACAACGUCCUCGCCUUGACCAAACUGCGUCGUUUCACCGAAGCCGCGUCCGAGAUCGACUCCCUAGAAGACCUCAACAGCUCCCGGUACCGUUACGAGGGGUAUCCGAAUGUGUACCCCAACCGGGUCGGGUCUCUGGUGCCGUUCUCGCUGCGGUGGCUUUAUGCGUUAAUGCCGAUCAAGUUGGGCCGGCGGCAGGAUGGGCUGGACCGGCUGUACGUGCUCUUGGACUUUGUGAGGAGUAAGGUGAAGGAGAAAGGAGAGAUUGGGAGUGUGAGUGUGAGUGUGUGGAAGAGGAGGGAGGUGUUUGUGAUGAAUGGGAUAAUUGGGGUUCAUUUGAAUCAGAAGGAGUUGGCUGCUUGCUUCAGCUUGAUUAAGGACUUGUUGAACCGGGAUUACACGGACCCGGUUCUGGUUUCGAAGCUCGGGUACAUUCAGAUGCAAAUGGGGGACCUAGAGGGAGCGAAGAGCUCGUUCAAUGUGGUGCAGGGGUUGGUGGAUAAGGAAGGUGAAGUGGGAAGUGAGUUGAGGAACUUAGUGAGCAGGAACAAGGCGUUGAUUUACAUGGUGGGGAAGGACUAUGUGUCGGCGGUGAGGGAGUAUGAGGAGUGCAUUGAGAGGGAUGGGAGUGACGUCGUGGCGAUUAAUAACAAGUCUCUUUGCUUGAUGUACUUGAGGGACUUGUCGGAUUCGAUCAAGGUGUUGGAGAAUGCGCUGGAGAGAGUGCCUACGGUGGCGUUGAACGAGACGCUUGUGGUGAAUUUGUGUAGUAUGUAUGAGCUGGCUUAUGUUAAUCAUGGGGAUAUUAAGAGGACGCUCAGUAGCUGGAUUGCCAGGGUCGCUCCUGAUGAUUUUGAUUCGGCUUCUACAAGGAUUUGAUAUCAGGUAGCUUCGUGCCUUUCUAAUUUGGGCUUAUGCAUAUUGUAUGUCUCACAUUGUUGAAGAAAUGAGUGAGCUUUUGAGGGUAGGACUGAGCUUUGAUACGUGUAAUUUGGUGCGAAGUGAAUAACCCACUUCCUUGGAUGUUUUAUGAAUUUGGAAAUUAGUAAUGAUCAAGUAAUUCGUGCAUAUUCUUGUGAAA
Rosa chinensis is the source of this 1573-nucleotide messenger RNA. RefSeq names its product trafficking protein particle complex subunit 12. The coding region runs from base 280 to 1371 and encodes 363 amino acids. The record is from RefSeq and is a predicted model, not a curated record. The transcript has a single exon. Gene Ontology annotation, molecular function: protein binding. Lineage: Eukaryota; Viridiplantae; Streptophyta; Magnoliopsida; Rosales; Rosaceae.